GCCUCCGCCGCCCGCGCGGAGCCAGAUGCCGCCCCCUCCGCCGGUUCCUCCCUCGGCGGCCUGGCGCCUCCCUCCCUCCCCUCCGCUGUGACUCACCGAGCGGGAGGCGGAGGCUGAGGCGGCCGCUCCCGCUGCUGCUGGUGCUGCUGCUGCUGCCUCCGCCGCCGCCGCGGCUGCUCGGGCUGAGUGCGCCCCGGAACAGGCCGCCGCGCGCUGCGCCCCAGACCCGCAGCCCCCGCCGGCCCAGCCGGGUCGGGCGGCCCAGGGCGGCACCUUCCUAUUUCUCCCCGGCCACAGCCCUCCCCUCACAGUUGAGCACCUGUUUGCCUGAAGUUAAUUUCCAGAAGCAGGAAUCCCCAGAGCCGGGCCGGGGGGAUGAACCGCGAGGGAGCUCCCGGGAAGAGUCCGGAGGAGAUGUAUAUUCAGCAGAAGGUCCGGGUGCUGCUCAUGCUCAGGAAGAUGGGAUCAAACCUGACGGCCAACGAGGAGGAGUUUCUGCGCACCUACGCAGGGGUGGUCAACAGCCAGCUCAGCCAGCUGCCACCGCACGCCAUCGACCAGGGUGCAGAGGAUGUGGUGAUGGCAUUUUCCAGGUCGGAGACAGAAGACCGGAGACAGUAGCUGCAAACCCCUUGGAACACUCUGGAAGCUGUCGAGGGCCAAGAGAUAUUCGUGGCUUCUUGGCCGGCUAAGUGGCAGCAGACCACCCUGCCCCAUCUCCCUCUGCUCCCGCUCCCCUCCCACCCCACUCCCCACCCCAUCCCACCCCACCCCAUGGCCACCCAGUGGGCCAGCAUCAAGGGAGACAUCAGUGGUGCGUUCACAAUUGGCUUAAAGGGACGGACUCAUGAUUGGCUUCAGGAAGAAACCUUUUUAUUUUUAAAUCUUGACCAACAGAAACCUUUUAUUUUUAUUUCUGACUCUUAUUUUUUUAAAAAUUUGCGCCUCGGUAUCUGGCUUCCCAGGAAGCUGUCCGAGCUCUGGUGCUUUAGUUAGGUCAUUUUUAAGAAAUGUGAAGAGGUCUGAUUGGCUGCCUACGCUGGAAAGGGAUUAUGAUUGGCUGGUUAAUGGGAAACGGUAUUUUUCUUUGAUUGGCUGCCGGUGUUCUGCUGAUACAAACAGCUUCUCUAUUUUGAAUGCAGAAAACAGGGUCUGAGACGUUAGCUGUUAUAUUUGACUUGAAAAAAAAGAAAGAAAGAAACCAAGUGCGCUUUGCGAUAUUUAUUACAUGAAGAGCUUGCUGCUGCUGCCUUCA
This is a messenger RNA of Otolemur garnettii (small-eared galago), 1255 nucleotides long. RefSeq names its product catenin beta interacting protein 1 (gene CTNNBIP1). Gene Ontology annotation, biological process: negative regulation of Wnt signaling pathway. Bases 376 to 621 code for a protein of 81 amino acids. The transcript is spliced from 5 exons. Lineage: Eukaryota; Metazoa; Chordata; Mammalia; Primates; Galagidae. Gene Ontology annotation, molecular function: beta-catenin binding. Gene Ontology annotation, cellular component: nucleus; beta-catenin destruction complex; cytosol. The record is from RefSeq and is a predicted model, not a curated record.